Molecule: messenger RNA, 3835 nt
Organism: Carica papaya (papaya)
Lineage: Eukaryota; Viridiplantae; Streptophyta; Magnoliopsida; Brassicales; Caricaceae
Gene: RKF1
Product: receptor-like kinase in flowers 1
Biological process (GO): protein phosphorylation
Molecular function (GO): protein serine/threonine kinase activity; protein binding; ATP binding
Source: RefSeq, a predicted model, not a curated record
UUCCACAGUGAAGCUCGUCACAGAAAAGGAUGCAACAAGUCACUUAGCAAUCGCAUCACCUCUUUUGAAAUUAUUUGAGUGGGCCAUCGGAAUUCUUUCAUUGUAAUUAGCUCUAAAUUAUUGCAGAAGAUGUAUCUGGUUAUUAAUAUCAAUGACAUUUUCAUCCACUUUGAAUUUCUAAGUUAAUGUAGAACUUUUACUUCUCUCCACUACUGAACUUCUUCAGUCAUGGUUGCAAAGCACCUCUUUGUUUUCUUGAUUUUCGCACUCAGUUGCUUGAGGUUGCUCAGAGUUAUCGAGUCAAAGUUGCCUCAGGAAGAAGUUGGAUGUUGAAUUUCUGCUUGGUUACCUGGAAAGUGCGGGAAAAUGUGCUGGAACUGAAGUUUCAAGUUCUUGUCACUCCUGCCCACCAAAAGAAAAAAACCCGUUUGUUUUGCGAUUAAUAGAGGGAAGGAUACCAUUAGUCGAGAUAUCGUUGACAAUACCUGUUUGGAACAAUCGUGUCCAGCUUAACUUUCUUUUAUUGAUGCUCUUCAGCAAAUAUUUAGUACAUUGGGCUCGAAAUACUGGAAGUUCAAUUCGGAUUCUUGUGGAGUGGAAAUGAUUGGGCUCACUCCUGUGCCUCCAAAGAAUGCAGAGCAUGAAAUAGCUUGUGAAUGCCACUAUGAGAACAGCACUGUUUGUCAUAUCAUAAGGAUAGUCCUCAAGGGUUACAGUCUUCACGGAAUCCUUCCACCCCAAUUGAUUAAACUACCCUAUCUUCAAGAAAUUGAUUUCGCUUACAACUACCUCAUUGGCACCAUACCUCGUGAAUGGGCUUUAACACGGUUAACUUCAAUCUCUCUUCUUGUAAAUAACUUAUCAGGGAACAUUCCGAAGGAGUUAGGAAAUAUUACCACCUUGACAUAUCUGAACCUUGAAGGAAACCAAUUUUCUGGUGUUGUUCCACAUGAACUUGGCAAUCUAGUCAACUUGCAGACUCUGAUGCUUUCUUCCAAUCAAUUGUCCGGGAACUUGCCAGUGACAUUUGCUAGGCUAAUAAAUCUGACAGACUUAAGGAUAAACGAUAACAAUUUCAACGGACCAAUACCUAUGUUCAUAGAGAAAUGGAAACAGCUCACAAGAUUAGAAAUGCAGGCAAGUGGACUAAGGGUACCCAUUCCAUCAAGCAUUUCUAUUUUGAAUAAUCUCGUUGAGUUGAGAAUUACUGAUAUAAAUGGAUCUGACCAGCUUUUCCCUGUGAUCAGAAGCAUGACAAGCCUAGAAAGACUGAUCUUGAGGAACUGCAACAUUUUUGGGGAGAUUCCAGCAUACAUCUGGGCAAUGAAGAAUCUGGAAAUGUUGGAUGUGAGUUUUAACAAGUUAGCUGGAAAAGUUCCGCUUACCAUACAUGCAAAGCGUUUGAGAUUUGUCUUUUUAAGUCACAACUUGCUGAGUGGAGAUAUACCAGAUUCAAUACUCGUCGAUGGUAGUAGUGUUGAUCUAUCAUACAACAACUUCACAUGGCAAGGCCCCGAGCAACCUGCUUGUCGAGAGAACAUGAAUCUAAAUCUAAACUUAUUUAGGAGCUCUUCAAAGAUGAACAUGGGGAUUCUUCCAUGCGUGAAGGCUUUUAAUUGUCCUAGAUAUUCUAAUUGUUUACAUGUCAAUUGUGGUGGCAAUGAUGCAACUGUCAAGGAAAAUAAAACAGAAGUCCUGUAUGAAGGAGAUGGAAGAGUAGAAGGUGGAGUUGCUAACUAUUAUGUGAAACUUGGUAGUCAAUGGGGAUUUAGUAGCACUGGAGAUUUCAUGGAUGACAAUGAUUUCCAAAAUAGGCGUUACACCAUUUCUGUGUCAUCAUCAAACCUACCUGAUCUGUAUGUUACAGCCCGUAUAUCUCCAAUUUCACUCACUUACUUUUAUUAUUGCUUAGAAACUGGGACAUACACAGUGAGUCUGAAAUUUGCUGAGAUACAGUUUACAAAUGAUAGAACAUAUAAAAGCCUUGGGCGGCGCUCAUAUGAUAUUUAUAUUCAGGAUAAACUGGUGUCAAAGGAUUUCAAUAUUGAAGAUGAGGCAAAGGGUGCCCAAAAACCUCUAGUGAAACAGUUUAGUGUCAAUGUGAUAACUAACUACCUUGAAAUUCGGUUCUAUUGGGCUGGUAGAGGGACAACAAGGAUUCCUGAAAGAGGAGUUUAUGGUCCCUUGGUUUCUGCUAUUUCUGUGGUUUCUGAUUUCAAACGUUGCUCUCAUGGUGGAAAAGACACAAUCAUAUACAUCAUUAUUGGAGUUGGAAUGCUCUGUUUUAUUUUUAUUUUAUUGGGGAUUCUUUGGUGGAAAGGCUGUUUGCCAGGACAACAUGGUAGAAGAAAAGAUGGUGAGGAACAAGAUCUUCCAAUCGGGAAUUUCACAUUGAAACAAAUUAGAGAUGCCACCAAUGACUUCGAUGACUUUAACAAGAUUGGAGAAGGUGGUUUUGGUCCAGUAUACAAGGGUCUGUUAGCUGACGGCAGGGUGAUUGCUGUCAAGAAGCUUUCAUCUAAAUCAAGGCAAGGAAAUCGUGAAUUUUUGAAUGAGGUAGGCAUGAUUUCUUGUGUACAACAUCCAAAUCUUGUCAAGCUUCAUGGAUUUUGUGUUGAAGGGGAUCACUUAUUGCUGGUGUAUGAGUAUAUGGAAAAUAAUAGUCUUGCCCGGGCAUUGUUUGGCCCAGAAAAGAGUCUGCUAAAACUUGACUGGCCUAUCAGGAUUAAGAUCUGCCUUGGGUUAGCUAAAGGUCUAGCUUUCCUCCAUGAAGAAUCUAUACUGAAGAUUGUCCACAGAGACAUCAAGGCUACAAAUGUCCUUCUGGAUAGGGAUUUAAACCCUAAAAUAUCUGACUUUGGAUUGGCUAGGCUUGAUGAAGAAGAAAAAACCCAUAUUAGCACCAGAAUUGCUGGAACAAUAGGAUAUAUGGCACCAGAAUAUGCAUUAUGGGGUUACUUGACUUUUAAAGCUGAUGUUUACAGCUAUGGCAUAGUAGCAUUGGAAAUUGUUAGUGGGAAAAACAACAAUAAUUAUAUGCCUAGCGGGAAUUAUGCAUGCCUCUUAGAUUGGGCUAUCCAUUUGCAACAAACUGGAGACCUGAUGCAAUUAGUUGAUGAAAGGUUAACAUCUGAGGUCAAGAAAGAAGAGGUAAAAACUGUGGUUAAAGUUGCUCUCAUGUGCACAAAUGCAUCCCCAUCACUUAGACCUACAAUGUCUGAGGUGGUGAGCAUGCUCGAGGGCAGAACAACAGUGCCUGAUAUGGUCGCUGAACCAAGUACCAAUACUGAAGAUCUGAGGUUCAGGGCAUUAAAAGAUCUUCGCCGACACAAGGAAAAUUACAGUUCCAGUGGAAGCCAAACUCAAAAUUCUUCUACUUUGCCUACAGUUUGUUCGUCCUCUACAUCUGGUCACGAUGACUCUGUGAUUAACUAAAAGAAUCAUUAUCAUCUUAAGUGGUGAGUUUUAAUCCUAAGAAGCAUAGUAAUUAUACUGGUUUCCCAAAGUCAAUUGAGAUACUCAUAUCAACCCAUUCAGGUAGUUUUCUUUACUGAUGACAGUGGGAUUCAGGGUGAGUUCAUGAACAGGCAGAUGAGUUUGGUGGGGAAUCAGGAGACUAAUGGAAAUGAUGUUAGUAUGCAUGUACACUUUAGGUUGGUUGGUGAAGAUGGUUGCUAAUCCCUUUUUCUAGGAAAUACUAAAUUCAAUUAAUUGGAUAUCAAAUUAUGACCUGUGCAUAACUCGGUGCUGUUUACUAUACUUGAAUUUUAGGCUGUGUUUGGUUGUUCUGAGAGUAAAGAAUCAAUGAAAGGAAGCAGGGUUCUUGUGCAAUGAA